AUGGAGAUGUGGAGUUCGUCUAGACUGAGUAGACCUCCAAUGUUGGCCACAGGCAGGGCAUCAAUCCAGUCUCCUGAGAAUUUUGCUCAAGCUGAAAGUGACCCUGUUGCAAUUAGUAACCAGUUUAAAGUAAUUGAAGAUGGUGUGCAAAACCUCAUUGCCAAAUUUGCUGAAAUUCUGAAGAAAAACUCUAUUAAAGGCAAAGUUCUAAGACUCACUGGCAAACCCAAGGAAGCAAUUAUUGCUGCUUCAAAAGACGAGAAAGCAAACAUGAUUGUAACUGGUACCCGAGGGCUUGGAAUUGUAGGCCGUACUAUACUGGGCAGUGUUAGUGACUAUGUGGCCCAUAAUUCUGCAAUUCCAGUUAUUAUUGUCCGCAAAGAGUAA
Molecule: messenger RNA, 387 nt
Organism: Octopus bimaculoides (California two-spot octopus)
Lineage: Eukaryota; Metazoa; Mollusca; Cephalopoda; Octopoda; Octopodidae
Source: RefSeq, a predicted model, not a curated record